This is a messenger RNA of Hevea brasiliensis (rubber tree), 2733 nucleotides long. Its product is annotated as plant intracellular Ras-group-related LRR protein 4. The record is from RefSeq and is a predicted model, not a curated record. Lineage: Eukaryota; Viridiplantae; Streptophyta; Magnoliopsida; Malpighiales; Euphorbiaceae. The coding region runs from base 337 to 2061 and encodes 574 amino acids. Gene Ontology annotation, molecular function: protein binding. The transcript is spliced from 4 exons.
CAAUAAGCCAUAACUCAUAAUCGACUUCGUGGUUUUUUUUCUAUUUUAAUCAAAUUUUCUUUAAAAGGAAAAAAAUAUAAAAAUCAGAAUCCGCCAAACAACAGCAAGGUGCGAGGAGGAGGAGAAGAAGCAUAGUAUCAUGGGAAGGGAAUAGCUGGAUUCCUGAGAAGACGACGCAGGAGACUCUGGAUUUCAGGCCAACAUCUUUACUCACUUUAUAAUUACCUAACUUAAACCCUUAGUCCUUAUCUCUGUCUCUCCCAAUUUUUUUCUUCUCUUUUCUUUAAUUAACAUUGGCGGAUUCUAUUCUGGAGGCAAAGCAAGAGAGGAAUUUGAAUGCAAGGAAAUAUGGAUACGACGUCGUCUAUUCGAUCUAUUUAUCGGGCCGUCGAGGAGAUCAUGAGAAUUCACAGAUCGUUACCGACGAGACCUGGGAUCGACGAGGUGGAAGCCGCCAAGGCAUUGAUUCAAAAUGUUGACAAAGAAGACCAGGCGAGACUUGAAUCCAUUUCCAGGCAAACUAAGAGCCCUGAUGUACCGGAAGAGCUUUUUACAAUCUUGCAGGAGAUGCAGAAGAAUUUGGUUUAUUUCCAGAGCAAGGAGCAGAAGAGGGAGGCUUUGAAAUUGCUCGAUCUCGAAAGUGUUCAUGCUCUGUUCGAUGAAUUUAUCCAGAGAGCUUCCAAAUGCUUGCCUUCUUCUUCUUCUUCUUCAACCGUGUCCCCUUCUUCGUACUCCAAUUAUGCUGACGGCUCUGCUUCCACAGUUUCUAGCAGCAGUUUCUCUAGCGCCAGUGCGCUAACUUCCGUUAACAAAUCCUCUGUUGCUGCACCCUCAAACUUGUACUAUUCUGAGCAAAACCCUGCGAGGACUGCGGAAUUUUUUACCCGAGAUGAUAGUUAUGUGAAGAAAGCCAAGUCGUCAUUUUACUCUGAUGGAAUUGGCAUUUCGUCUAAGCCCCAGAUAGUGGAUUCCACUCUAAAAACUACUGUAACUACUACUGGUCAAGAUGGUGACAAGUUGAGUCUAAUAAAGCUUGCUAGUUUAAUUGAAGUCUCUGCCAAGAAAAACACUAGAGAUCUCAAUCUCCAAAACAAAUUGAUAGAUCAGAUUGAAUGGCUACCAGACUCAAUAGGCAAGUUGUCAAACUUGGUUUCACUAGAUUUGUCUGAGAACAGGAUAGUGGCCCUGCCAGCCACUAUUGGAGGCCUUUUGUCCUUGACAAAGCUGGAUUUGCAUUCUAACAGAAUUGCUGAACUCCCAGAAUCUAUUGGAGAUAUUCUUAGCCUAGUUUUUUUGGACCUGAGGGCUAACCAGUUAUCAUCUCUGCCUUCUACGUUUAGCAGAUUGGUACGACUUCAAGAGCUUGAUUUGAGCUCAAAUCGGCUAUCUUCGCUCCCUGAAUCGAUUGGUUCACUUAUUAGCCUGAAGAAGCUAAAUGUGGAGACCAAUGAUAUUGAAGAAAUUCCUCAUACAAUUGGUCGAUGUUCUUCGCUAAGGGAGCUUCAUGCGGAUUAUAACAGGCUUAAGGCACUCCCAGAGGCUGUAGGAAAGAUAGAAACCUUAGAGGUUUUGUCUGUGCGCUAUAAUAACAUCAAACAGCUACCUACAACUAUGUCAUCGCUAUCAAACCUGAAGGAGCUCGAUGUGAGUUUCAACGAGCUUGAGUCGGUGCCUGAGAGCUUGUGUUUUGCCACCUCACUUGUCAAGAUGAAUAUAGGAAACAAUUUUGCUGAUCUACAGUCCCUACCAAGAUCUAUUGGGAACCUUGAGAAUCUUGAAGAGCUGGAUAUUAGCAAUAACCAGAUACGUGUCCUUCCAGACUCUUUCCGGAUGCUAACACGACUACGUGUCCUACGUGUAGAAGAAAAUCCUUUGGAAGUGCCACCAAGACAUAUAGCUGACAAAGGUGCUCAGGCUGUUGUUCAAUACAUGGUUGAGCUUGUUGAAAAGAGGGAUGUCAAGACACGAGCCAUGAAGCAGAAAAAGAGUUGGGCUCAGAUCUGCUUCUUUUCGAGGUCUAACAAAAGGAAGCGCAGUGGCAUGGACUAUGUGAAAGCUUGAUUGCUGCAAAUGUAACAAGAUUAUGACAGGACCUUUAUGUUGGGUAAAUUGCUGGAAAAUCUUCAUCAUGUCCAAUUCAUUAAUAUAAUUAGAAUCACGAUAUUUUGUAAGUAUCAUAAAGAUUUUGCUAGGGUCUUUGCUUGAAUCUUUAGACAAUGGUUAGGCUGGAUUGUACAGAGGAAGGAAAAGAAGAGAGGGGGGGUGGGGGGUGGGGGUGGUGUUCUUGGGGGAUGGUUAGCAGAAUUUUAACAAGGCACAGCUGUUACUAAAGCAAAUUUUGAUGAAGUCAUGCUGCAAGAGACUCGUGUGUUUUUGUUUUGUUUUUUGUGUUUCUUACAGGGAUUUGGCAGUUUAUAAAGCAGAGAUCCUAGUGCAACUAAAAAUCUAUCAAUCAAACAGGGGACUCGGUUUGUAAAUCAUGGCUCUUACUCUUGCUUCUCAAAUUGUAGUUUUACUUUUUUGUCCCCCUUUUAUUUAUUUAUUAUUUUGUAUUAAUUGCUAACAAUUUUACUGCAUUUGUAACUGUUGUUCUUGAACUGUAAUGAGGUGUACAAUUCAGCCGGCAGAUAGGAGGGGAAGAAUAUACUGUUCUCUGUGUCCAUCAUUGUUGUGUGAAGUUUGACUUGAGUUUUUGUUUUCACCACUUCAAUAUAAUCCCUUUCCUUUGAAUCA